AACAAACAUCUGACCCCUUCUUUCUCUGGCCUUAUCCUGCCUCUUCCCUUUCUUUAAAUUUCCCUCCCCCACCUAAACCAAACCCUCUUCACUGAUAAAUACCGUCGCCCCCCUACCCUCUUGGACCACUCACUCAGUCUUCUUCCACACAUAUGAAAUAUGAAGCCGCACAGCGACACGCCCUUUUCUCUCCCAGACGUCUCUGACGUAACGUGCAUGGACCCAGGCCGGCCGUCGUUGGUGGUGGAGAAGCUCUGCAAAACGGUGCGUUUGAUCGGCUUCCUCGUACAGAACGGUGUCUCCAAAAGCAAAGUCAUGCACGACGUUCACUUCAUGAUGAAGCGCGGCAAGAACUUGGGAAAGACCCUGAAUAACGCCGUCGUCCGACACCACGAAGCUCUGACCUGCCGCUCACGUGACGCGCACUUGUCUUUCAUUUCCCCCAUGGAGUACCAGUUCAGCUGCAGCGGCAGUCCGCCUCGACUUUCCUACGCUGGCAGGCGGAAGGGCGGUUCUCCCCCCUACACGCGCCGCCAACACCAUCACGCGCUCCAUUAUUCUCGUGAAACGCCGGUUCAUAAGAUCGCAGGAUUGUGUCGUGGCGACGAGGACACGCUGGUGGCAUCGGCUCUGGGGAAUUAUUCAACAAAAGGGCGAGCGAAAAUAACAGGACCGAGUUCCAUGCUAAGCGACGACGUCGUAGAGGAAGAAUACCGCGUGGACGAGGCCGCAGAAGAGUUCAUAGAGAGGUUUUACAGAGAGUUGAGGUUGCAGAAAUGGUUGGAUCACUGUUGCUGAUUUGUGGUUGUGUGCCCAUCUGGCAGUUUGUGAUUGGCCAAAAGCUCUUAAGGCAAUAUGUAUUUGAUGACUAGUUGUAUCUCCCUGCUUCUCACUGUAAAUUCCAAUCUCAUUCCACAAAUUAACACUAGUUGUUAGGUUUUAUUUAUGCCUAA
Molecule: messenger RNA, 953 nt
Organism: Neltuma alba
Lineage: Eukaryota; Viridiplantae; Streptophyta; Magnoliopsida; Fabales; Fabaceae
Exons: 1
Coding region: 160-798 (212 amino acids)
Source: RefSeq, a predicted model, not a curated record